AUGACUGCAACGGGGGCUCACCGCGAGUCGACCAAACCGCAACGCGGCCGGUCUGACAGCCUUCAAAAGAUGUUGGAGCUGGAACACAUUCGGAAGCUCGAGCGUCUUCAGGGGCAUCAGUCCAUGCCUGCGGCGACCCAUCCCUCUCACCUGGCGUUUCAGCAGGUUCUUCAGCAACAGCUUAAUCAUGGCCGACCUGCCCAGUCACCUCCGAAACUGAAACCUUUUCCUACAGUUCAUCCCGCUCCGCCUGUGAAGCCUAUAGCUCCUCUCCAGUCUCGCCGGAGGGAGUCAUCAGCUCAACUUCCCACACAGAAACCGGAGCUACCACCUUCUGCUAUGAAAGCAGUCCGCCGAGCAACAGCGUUGCCUUCUCUUUCCAUUUCCGUUCCGCCGCCCUCGAACGUCAAGUCUGAAAUCGAUCGCGGGUCGGAGCGCAAGGAAUCGGUGGAGCACAAGCACAAGACAGUGACCUUCCUCGACGUCGAUAUGGUCGACGAACCGACUGCCGACGACGCCUCCUCGAUUUGCCACUCACCGAGCUGGGAAUCUUUUGGUCAGAACAAGAAGAAGGAAAAGAGAAUCGAAGCCAAGAUGCGCAAGAAGGAAAAGGAACAGGCCGAGAAGCAAGCCGAGAAGGAGGCCAAAUCUGUGAAGAAGAAGUUGGCAGCUAAGCUCAGCAAAGCUGGACCGAACACCAAAGCUUCCCCGCCAAGACCUCCAAAUGCAUCGAGGUCAAUCUCUAGCCCAACCGUGUUCGUCAAUGAGCAUCUUCGGUCAGCCAGCGCCCAGGCAUUCUAUGAGCCAUCACCUUCAAUCCGUCCUCAGCAUGCCAGACAACGGUCAGACUCGGUAGCCAUGCAGCUAAAAGCUGCUUUGACAGGCCACAAGACCCAUAAUCAGUCUCACAACAACGAUGACCAAGGCUUCAUUGGCGGCUUGAAGCUGGAGCAGAAAAGACAGAAUGACGCCGGCAUUCCCUUCAGAAAACCUAAUCCGCCUUCUUUCCUGACCGGUCAGAGAUCUCACUCAUUUGGACCUGAAGUUAGGGUAACCCCGCCAGCAACGACACCUUCAGCGUUGCCGCGUUCUUUCUCAUUCGACCCGCAAGGAGAGCGACCUGACGAGUACGACGAAGACUCAUACGGGCCCAAGACCCCACGAUCCGCUUCUAUCAACACCUCUGCUUGGUCUCAGCCUUUAGUCUCGCCCACAGCACCGCCUGUACCUGAUGUGAGCAAUUUUCACCAAUGGAUGAACGGCACGAAGCAAUCGCAAGUGCCCGCCAACGACGAUGAGUUGGAGAUUCAUAACGGACUUAGCGAGGUUGUGGUUGAGCAAGAGCGAGGACGAAGAAGAGAGAGUUACGUUCACCAGUCUCGCCAACAAAGCAGAGAAAGAUCUAUGAACGGCUACAGAGACGAAGUUCGCGUCUCUGCCAAAUCUCACUAUCCUCCGGCCUCCAAUCGCCCACUACAGUCUCGAGCAUACUCCUCUUCUUCAGAGAGCAGCCCAAUGGGCUCCAACUUCCCUCCACGUAACGGAUCGCUCUCUAGCCUCGGCGGCUACAAAGACCAAUCAGCCUCGGCUGAAGAUUUCACGCUCACAUUCCGACUUCCUUACACACCGCCAGCAGGCAGCCCGGGACAGCAGUCAUUCGACCGGUCCACGUCUCAGGGACCACCCAUGUCUAGAAUGAUGUCUAGAGAGAUACCUUUGCCUCCCGAAAGAUCGGCAUCGCGUGAGAGGCAUCCGGCUACCCCCGGAGCAGCCAUCAGAAGCUUCAAGGAUGCAGCCAAAGCCGCAUUCCAGAAAGUGUCGACUCCGGGAUCAUCCAAGCCGCCUGUCUCCAAUUAUUUUACCAGAGCGGCGCGCGACACUACCAUGACACCCGACUCAACGUCAAGCUCUAGGUACUCAACCGACGAGCCAUCCCCUUUCACAGCCCCGCCUCGUCCGUUUGCCGAGUCUACUGAGUCGACUUCGAGAGACUCAUCAGCACGCCCGACACACAGAUCUUCGAUGUCUUCAUGCGACGAGUCCUUGCCUUCUCCGUCACCCGCCACCACUCCUAAUUCUUCAAGGCCGCAAUCCGAAAAGGGGUUGCCGCCUUUGGACGGAGAACUCGGUCGGGUCGACAACGAGACAGUGGUUGUUACAAAUGACACUCGGUCAUACAGGCUUUCUCACAAGGCAGCGAUGCAGACAGCCUCUCCAAUUGCUACGAAUCAACGGAUCAGCCUGCCCCCUCAAAUUCCGGUCCAAAAUCAUGAGGCUCAUCUCAACGAGCUUGAAGCCUUGGUGACGGAGAAGUUUGGUAGGAAGGCUAGCGUUGCUGAUGCCGAGGACAGCGACUCGUCGCAGAGCUAUCCCACUCCAAUACACACCGACAGUUCGAAGACAUCCGCGAUGGCAACCCCACUGACAUCCGCUUCUUUGACGAGCCCAUACGAUUAUGGGAAGAAUGGGCACGUUCAGGAAAUUAGCAGCACCAACAUUGAACCGGUACAAGAGGAACUUCAUAGCGUCGUCCAGCGUCACCCGAGCUUGACUAAGAGCCGCUCGAGUCCUGACCUCGCACUUGACACUAGUUUCCUUCCGAAGCUCAAGCAUCAACCUCUCGUGCCCCGGUCUCUUGUUCCGCCACCACCGCCCCGCUCAUCAAAGCGUGGCUCUGUGAAUAAUUUACACGCCAAAGCAGCCUCGCAGUCUUCAUUCCCUGCGGAUGUAGCUUCCAGGAAGUCGAUUGUGUCCACCAAGGGGCCUUCGAAUCCCUCACAUUAUCUCGAGGAAGCCCGCAAAUCAAUGCCGCCACCGCGAUCCAGUCGCGUCUCACGUGCAUCCAUUGUACCUCCCAACGGCAUCCCCGAGCCCGUUGCCAAGAUGCUUGUGGAAUGCUGCAGUUGCAAGUUCUUGCACGACAUGCCGAGCAAAGUCUACGAAUGUAUGGCAAAGCCCGAUAGCAUGGUGGAGGACCGGAAGCUGGGAGUCAGCGGACUCAUCUCUACGACGGUGAAGUGUCCAUGGUGCGCUCACGGAAUGACGACAAACUGUUGCGCAGGAUAUGCAGCAGUGAUCUAUUUGAAGGAGAAAUUGCACUGA
Molecule: messenger RNA, 3102 nt
Organism: Colletotrichum tamarilloi
Lineage: Eukaryota; Fungi; Ascomycota; Sordariomycetes; Glomerellales; Glomerellaceae
Exons: 2
Coding region: 1-3102 (1033 amino acids)
Source: RefSeq, a predicted model, not a curated record